AUGCCCAGAUAUGCACUGAACAUCAAGGGCCUUCCAUACAAAACGGAAUGGCUGAGUUUCACCGGCGUUGAGCCGAAGAUGAAGGAACUUGGCCUGGCCGCACAAGGAGGUCCACUCCUUUACACCAUCCCGACCAUAUAUGAUCCCAACAACGACAAGAUCGUCACCGAAUCGUUCGCCAUUGCAAAGUACCUCGACCAGGCGUAUCCGGACACGCCGCGCCUCGUCAUGCCGGGCGCCGCAGGGUUUCAAGAGGCUUAUCUCGAGAAGGUCGUCUCGCCCCUGCUGAACAUGAUAAUUCCGAGUAUUGCCAUGCCGGUGUUCGAGGAAUGUUGCAUUGACGACGCGGACAGGGCGUAUGUCCGCGAUACUCGAGAGAAAUGGUUCGGGCGAAAGUUCGAGGACAUGGAGUGGAAGAGGGAAGCAAUGACGGCAGCGAGCGAGGCCUUCAAGGUGGCCCUCGACGCAAUCGCAGUACAUGUCGCCACGAAUGGCCCCGGUGCUGUGUUCGUCACGGGAGACGCGCCUUCUCACAUCGACGCUGCGGUAGCAUCCAUUCUACUUUGCGUCCUCAAGAUGCUCGGGAAGGAACACGCGUUUGCCAGGGUGAUUCUGGAGCACAGUUGGGCAAAGAAGUAUCUUGGAACAAUGUCCAGAUGGGAGUAA
This is a messenger RNA of Peniophora sp. CBMAI 1063, 666 nucleotides long. The record is from the annotation of a GenBank genome assembly. Lineage: Eukaryota; Fungi; Basidiomycota; Agaricomycetes; Russulales; Peniophoraceae.